AUGGCUGCUCGAAAUCAGUGGUCUACAAAUGUUAAUAAUACAGAAUGUGAUACUGAUGAAGAUAUGAAACCAAUAUUGAUGGAUCCUGGUCGUCAUGAUGUUGAUGAUCGUUUUAUAGACAGAUUAACACAUUACGUGCUCGAUUUAGAUAAAGGUGAAUUGAAGGAACGUCGUGCUCUCGAUGAUGAAAUUGCAUUUUUGCGUGAUCUCUGCCGAUGGCAGAAUGCUCAAGGUCACUGGUAUGAAUUACUUUCACCAACACAAGUCUCGACUGGACAACAACAACAACCACAGGAACACGGUGAAGAGAAAAAGAAGAAAAAAUGCCGUGGGAAUAGAAGGGCACAACGUCUACGUCGAAGACUUCGUCAACAAGGUAUAGAUUCAGAUACAAUUACAGAAUUAGUUAAUCAAAGAAUAAAUCCUCAACAACAAGAACAACAUGAUGAAGCAAUACAAAAUGAUCAAAUUCCACAAUCGACACAACAUAAAGAUAAAUAUGAUAAUAGUACAGUAAAAAAAUCAAUAAAACGUAAAAGAAAUGAAACAUCAGCGAAUAUAAUUGAUAAAUCUUUAAGUCAAUUAUCUAUUUCUCAACCAUCACCAAAAAAACAAAAGAUGGUAAAUAAUGAAAUUGAACAAGUAAUAACAAAUGGAACAUCAGAAACGAAACAUUCAAAAUCUAAAAAACAAAUUAAUCAUACUAAUGGCGAUUCUUAUAUACCUGAUUAUUUAAAAGUAUCAAAUCGUGUAUUUAAACGAAUGUUAAUUAGUUCAUUAGAAGAUGCUAAGGAAAUUGUUAAAGGAUUAAAUUCAAAAGAUAAAAUUAAUUAUAUUCGUCAAUAUGCUUAUUUAAUACAUCGUUUAUUUUAUGUACAAUUACAAGAAACUCAAUGGAAAUAUUAUUAUGAUAUUGGUAUACAAGAAAAUAUUUGGUCUGGACGCGUUUCAAAAAAAUGGGCUGCUAUGAAUAGUAUGAAUUAUACAUAUGGUCGAUCAAAAACAUUAAUUAUACAACGUCUAAAAACGAUUCAACGACAACUUCAACAAGCAUCACAAGCAUUACAACAAUUUGGCAAUCAACCAUUGCCUCAAUGUCUAUCUGAAAUGAAUCCUCCGUUAGAUUUUGAAAAAAUAUCAGUAAUGGUUACAGCUGUUGUUCGAAAAGGUCAACAUAAAUUAAAACAACAAUUUGAACACAAUAAAAAAAUGUUAAAAUUAGACUCAACAGAUCACCUUUUUGUAAAAAAUGUUUAUGAUUUAAAACCAAAUAAACAACAAAUUCGCUCAAUUCGUAAUAUAUGGAAAGCAAUUCAAAAUAAAAAACAAAUGGAAGAACAAAUUGAAAUAUUAAAACAUCGUAUCAAUUCCAAUUGUUUACCACCAGCUUUUAAUCUUCUUGAUUAUACUGUUGAUAAAAUUGAUAAAAUACUUAGCCGAUCAAAACAAUCUGCUACUAAUGAUAAUGAUAACCAGCAACAAACAAUAUUAGCUGCUCGUCGUUUAAAAAAAAUUGGUCGGUUUAAAUAUGAUAUGCUUGAAUUAAGAAUAGCAGCUGGUGAAGACAAAGUACGAUAUUAUGAUAAAAUAGCUAAAAAAGAAAAAAAGAAAUUAUUAAUAAUUACCAAUAAAUUAAAGAAAAAUAAUUCUGAUUCAGAUAUAUUUAAACAAUUAAUGGCAGCUAUUGAAGCACGUGAAAAACAUAUGAUCGAACAUGCUAAUUAUAUUAUACAACAAAAAUUGAAUAUGCUUCUUUCAUUAUUUUUUGCCAAUACAAUUAUACCAUUAUCCAAUGAACAAUUACUUAUUAUUAAUAAAGGUUUAAAAUUUAUUCCACCAUGUCAAAGUCAUUUCUAUUAUCCUCAGCCUAUGGAUGAAAUUAUUGAACAAGAAUACAAGCGACUCUAUACUGAAAAUUGUAAAAAUCUUACUAAUUAUACGUUUUCCACAAAAGAUACACAUGCAACUGAAUUUUUUUCUGAAGUUAAACAUUUCCUUGAAGAACUAUAUACUAAGCCACUACCGAAAAAACUCAAAGUCAAGGCUCGAUAUAUUUAUAAAAUGAUUAAAUCAAUGCAACAAAAAUUACGCAAAGCUAAUAUUGCUGUUGGACAAACGGAUAAAAGUAAAUUAUUUUUCUUUAUUGAUGCACAAGAAUAUGAAGAAAAAAUUAGAAAUUAUAUGUCCAAAACAAAUGCUUAUCAAGAAAUUACAAGUGGUAUUUGUCCAUUAGCUGAUGAUUUACAUUCUGUAUUAACAUUACUCGAUUACUUACUAAAACAUAAUAGAAUUACGAAAGAACAGCAUAAACAAAUGUAUCCAAAUUUAAAAACAUUAGAAUUAGCUCAUAUUUAUUUUAAUCUUAAAGUACAUAAGCCUGAAAUGUCAGUUCGACCUAUUCUUGCUUCAAUCAAUGCACCAGCUAGAAACAUAUCAAGUUUUCUUGAUCAACUUCUUACUCCAAUUUAUAACUAUGUAACAAAAGAUAUUACAUUUAUUAAUAGUAUCGACUUGAUUCG
Molecule: messenger RNA, 2519 nt
Organism: Rotaria sordida
Lineage: Eukaryota; Metazoa; Rotifera; Eurotatoria; Philodinida; Philodinidae
Source: the annotation of a GenBank genome assembly